GAUCGAGCUACUGAACAAGCUAGAGUAACUUGCUAGAAUCGUGAGAUUUGGCCAUGGCUUCCACCAGCAGCUUCAGGGCCUGGCAUUGCUUGCUUGCCCUCUCCCUUCUGUCCUCAGCGGCGAGAGGGCAGCUCUCGCCGACGUUCUAUGCGACGAGCUGCCCGAUGCUGGAGCUCAUCGUGCGCGCCACCAUGACCACAGCCAUCGUCGCCGAGCGCCGGAUGGGCGCCUCCCUCCUGAGGCUCUUCUUCCACGACUGCUUCGUUCAGGGUUGCGAUGCUUCGAUUCUUCUGGACGACAUCACCGGGAGCUUUACCGGCGAGAAGGGCGCCGGCCCCAACGUCAACUCCGUCCGCGGCUUCGAGGUCAUCGACCAGAUCAAGGCGAACGUCGAGGCCGUCUGCCCCGGCGUCGUCUCCUGCGCCGACAUCGUCGCCCUCGCCGCGCGCGACGGCACCUUGCUGCUCGGCGGACCAACCUGGGCCGUGCCACUCGGCCGGCGGGACUCGACGACGGCGAGCCUGAACCAGGCGAACAGCGACCUCCCGGCACCGACGUCCAGCCUGGCCGCGCUCAUCACGUCGUUCGGCAACAAGGGCCUGAGCGCGCGCGACCUGACGGCGCUCUCCGGCGCGCACACCAUCGGCUUCUCGCAGUGCCUCAACUUCCGCGACCACAUCUACAACGACACCAACGUAGACUCGGCGUUCGCCGCGCUGCGCCGGGGCAGCUGCCCCGCCGCGCAGGGCUCCGGCGACACCAACCUGGCGCCGCUCGACGCGCAGACGCAGCUGGUCUUCGACACCGCUUACUACGGCAACCUCCUCGUCCGGCGCGGCCUGCUGCACUCGGACCAGGAGCUCUUCAACGGCGGGUCGCAGGACGCGCUGGUGACGCAGUACAGCUCCAACCCAGCCCUCUUCGCCGCCGACUUCGUCACCGCCAUGAUAAAGAUGGGAAGCAUCAGCCCGCUCACCGGAACCGCCGGCCAGAUCAGGGCCAACUGCAGGGUGGUCAACAGCAGCUGAUUGCUGCUCCAGCUAGCGUACUUUACGAGUACGUUUGAUGUGUGUCGCUGUCUGUUGGUUGGCUGCAAAAGGUAACCAACCAUGCAUGGGAGCGAGAAUAAGAACUUGAUCAAAAAAGUUCACCUCUGUAUGCCCUGGGACUGAAAGAUCCAAGAUGGGUGAGCCUCAGGCCGUUGCAUACCAAGUCUGUUCAUGUUAAGUUGCCAAAGUAAUAUAUAUUCAUGUCAAGAAUACGAAUAUUCUUUUUUUUG
Panicum hallii is the source of this 1279-nucleotide messenger RNA. Its product is annotated as peroxidase 70-like. The transcript has 3 exons. Gene Ontology annotation, biological process: response to oxidative stress; hydrogen peroxide catabolic process. The record is from RefSeq and is a predicted model, not a curated record. Lineage: Eukaryota; Viridiplantae; Streptophyta; Magnoliopsida; Poales; Poaceae. Bases 54 to 1028 code for a protein of 324 amino acids. Gene Ontology annotation, molecular function: peroxidase activity; heme binding.